AUGGAGCCAAACAACAGAACAACAUAUACGGUAACAGAAUUCCUCAUCACAGGAUUGGAUGAAGUACAACACCCAAAGCUGGUGGGAGCAGCCAUUUUGUUCGUCCUCUUUCUCAUUCUGAUCGGAAGCAUCACCAACAUUUGUGUCAUAGCAUUCAACAAGCCUCUGCAUACCCCCAUGUACUUUUUUAUUUGCUCACUAGCAAUGGUAGACAUAGUAUACACCAGCGGCAUUAGUGUUACAAUGCUUAACGUUCUCCUUGGUGAGGAGAGAAGAGUCCCCUAUGCACCCUCCUUGAUAUUCUUCUCAUACAUGAAGAUAGUUCAUGUAGUGAUACACAUGUCUUCAUCCAAAGACAGGAGGAAAACAUUUAGCACCUGUGUCUCUCACAUGAUAGUGGUGGCUUGCUUCUUUAUCCCCAAGGUGUUGUUAAUGAGAUUCGAGGGCGCCUGA
This is a messenger RNA of Salvelinus fontinalis (brook trout), 453 nucleotides long. Its product is annotated as olfactory receptor 13G1-like. Lineage: Eukaryota; Metazoa; Chordata; Actinopteri; Salmoniformes; Salmonidae. The record is from RefSeq and is a predicted model, not a curated record. Gene Ontology annotation, biological process: G protein-coupled receptor signaling pathway. Bases 1 to 453 code for a protein of 150 amino acids. Gene Ontology annotation, molecular function: olfactory receptor activity. The transcript has 3 exons. Gene Ontology annotation, cellular component: membrane.